GGCUCACUCGGCUUAGAGCAAAUCGAGCUUUUUGCCCUUUCCUGUGUCCAUUCAGACCCUGCCCCACCAUCGCUGCUGCCGGACAGACCCCCGGGCGACAGCAAAGGCAGCAUCCCGCCCCGGAGCCUUCCUCUCCCACGGGAGGCAGCUGUGGAAUUCCAAUCCCUUUUUCAUUUCCUCUCGGGAUUUUUGUUGUGUCAUUGAACUGCACUGGGGACAGUAAGGUGUGACAAGCUGCCGUACAUAUGGUUUAGUCUUAUUUUGAUGAGGGGGAUCCAUUAUAAAGCUGAGCUGCUCUCCCAUCUGCUUUCUUACGGUUUUGACUGGUCGGUUUCAGCUUUGUCCUGGGAAAGGUGGGCAGAGACUCUCGGAUCAUGACUAUCCAAGUUUAACACCUACAUGGCUCCGUAGCACAGGACACGUGGCUGCACAGAUGUCACGGCAGCACCCAGCGGCUGGGGACCACCCAGCUGGUCCCGCAGCUGCCACAGCAAGCAGGAACAAAGAUUCCCAUCAGGAAGUGCAGAUGUCUGCUUUGGGAUUCAGGAUGGGUGAAGGCGUCCGGGAGGGAAGUUUGUCUUCAUUCGUGCUGCUCAUUUAAUGAAAUACCUUGUGGCGUGUGCAGCAGGGGAGGGGAGGAAGGAGCAGACAAUGGUGUCUGGGGUCAGGAUGGGUUGGUGGGGAGCUGGCACGGUUGUCCCCCCAUCCUGCUUCUGUUUCUACACCACCUCCCUGGGGUGAAUAACAGCCCUGUCCCCCUCUUCUCACCCUGCAGCAGAGGCCAACAUGACCACGUCCUUCCCGUGCUAGGGCUGCCCCUCACCACCUCAGUGACCCCAGCCCGGCGACGAGGAUGCGCGCCUGGAAGGCGGUGGCCAGCACACUGGCACUCAGCGGGGCCGAUGUGGUGGUCACCACGCUGCUCUACACCCACAGCCAGGGUGGCCGGAAUGUCCUGCAGGACCUGCGGCACUUCAACAUCUUCAACUCGCUGCUGGACAUCUGGGGGGGCUGCCUGUACCGCAGCUGUGUGCUGCUGGGGGCUGCCAUUGGCGUGGCCACCAACACGGCCUACGGCCCCCGGCGCCUCAAGGCAUCGCGGACCUUCAUCGCCGUCAUCUGCCUCCUCAUGGGCAUCUACAUGAUGGUGAAGCUGCUGCUCUACUCAGAGGUGCGGAAGACCAUCAGGGACCCCUGGUUCUGGGGGCUCUUUGCCUGGACCUACGUGGCGCUGGCAGCCACCUUCGGGCUGUGGCAGCUGCUGGCCUGUGUCACCUCCUCCCGCGAGGCGCUGGGGCCUGGCUCUGAGUCCCGUGCUGAGGCGGAGGAGAGCUGUGAUGGGGGCACUCCCAGGGACAAGCGGGAGGAGGCAGCAGGUCCCACCAUCCAUAAGCUGCUGUCCUACACCAAGCCGGAUGCCUUCUUCCUGGGUAUCGCCUCCUUCUUCCUCCUUGUGGCCGCCUUGGGAGAGACCUUCCUGCCCUACUACACGGGGCUGGCCAUCGAUGGCAUCGUGGUGCAGAAGAGCAUGGAUCGCUUCUCCACGGCAGUGCUGGUCAUGUCGCUGCUCGCCAUAGGAAGCUCAUUUGCCGCAGGUAUCCGGGGCGGCGUUUUUACGCUCAUCUUCGCAAGGCUGAACAUCCGCCUUCGCAACUGCCUCUUCAGGUCGCUGGUGUCUCAGGAGAUGAGUUUUUUUGAUGAGAAUCGCACAGGGGACGUCAUCUCCCGCCUGACGUCGGACACGACCAUCGUGAGCGACCUGGUGUCCCAGAACAUCAACAUCUUCCUGCGCAACGUGGUGAAGGCCACGGGCGUGAUCUUCUUCAUGUUCAGCCUCUCCUGGAAGCUCUCACUGGUCACCUUCAUGGGCUUCCCCAUCAUCAUGCUGGUGUCUGAUGUCUAUGGGAAGUACUACCAGAAGCUCUCCAAGGAUGUGCAGAGUGCCCUGGCCAAGGCCAACAACACGGCUGAGGAGACCAUCUCGGCCAUGAAGACCGUCCGCAGCUUCGCCAACGAGGAGACGGAGGCCAACGUGUACUGGCAGAAGCUGCAGCAGGUGUACAAGCUCAACAAGCGGGAGGCCAUGGCUUACACCUACUACGUCUGGUCCAGUGGGCUGACCCUCCUGGUGGUCCAGGUCAGCAUCCUUUACUAUGGCGGGCACCUUGUGAUCUCCGGGCAAAUGACAAGCGGAAACCUGAUAUCCUUCAUCAUUUACGAGUUCGUCUUGGGAGACUGCAUGGAGUCCAUCGGCUCCGUGUACAGUGGCCUCAUGCAGGGAGUGGGAGCUGCUGAGAAGGUCUUCGAGUUCAUCGACCGCAAGCCCACGAUGGUGCACGACGGGUCCCUGGCCCCGGAUCACGUGGAUGGGAAGGUGGAGUUCAGGAAUGUGACGUUUUCCUACCGCACUCGCUCUGCAACGCAGGUUCUCCAGAACGUGUCCUUCACCCUGCAUCCUGGCAAAGUGACAGCGCUGGUGGGUCCUUCAGGGAGUGGGAAGAGCUCCUGUGUCAACAUCCUGGAGAACUUCUACCCUCUGCAGGACGGGCAGGUGCUGCUGGAUGGGCGUCCCAUUAACAUGUACGAUCACAAGUACCUGCACUCCGUGAUCUCCCUGGUGAGCCAAGAGCCCGUGCUGUUUGCCCGCUCUAUUGCAGAUAAUAUUUCUUAUGGCUUAACUUCAGCCUCCUUCGAGUCAGUGGUUCAGGCUGCCCAGAAGGCCAACGCCCACAGCUUCAUCACCGAGCUACAAGACGGCUACCACACAGAGGCAGGUGAAAAAGGAGCUCAGCUGUCAGGUGGCCAGAAGCAGAGAGUGGCGAUUGCCAGGGCCUUGAUCCGAACCCCUCCCAUCCUCAUCCUGGAUGAAGCCACGAGCGCGCUGGAUGCAGAGAGCGAGCACGCGAUUCAGCAGGCGAUUUACGGCGACUUGCAGAACCACACGGUGCUUGUCAUAGCUCACAGGCUGAGCACUGUGGAGAGGGCACACAACAUCAUUGUGCUGGACAAGGGCCGCGUGGUGCAGCAGGGCUCGCACAAGGAGCUGAUGGAAGAAGGAGGCCUUUAUUCCAAGCUGGUGCAGAGACAGAUCCUGGGGCUGGAGGGGGGCGGCACGGACAGUGUCCAGCCUGCGAAGGCGCCCGGCGGGCUGGAGGAGGAGUUCAGGAUAGACCAUUCCCUGCCGGCCGCGGCACAGGACGAUUACAACAACGCGGCUCCCAAGUGAGGGCGGCUGCGGCCGGCGCUCGGACGCUCCCUGGGACGCUGGGCCGGAGGUGGCAGAACGGCACCGCUGGCUCGCCCCGUCACACACCCGUGCACACCCAAACACACACCAUAGAGCUUCCUGCAGGACGGGCUGGCGGGCACCUGCCAGCUGGCAAAACAGGGAUUUACCCGAGGGAGCUGGGUCUUUAGCAAUUCUCAGCAUUUCUACUGGGUUUCUUUUCUUACUACCAGUAAUUCCUCUCGACUGGGACUUUUCUCCCAUCGAUCUGCAUGUGUAACUGCUAUUAACUGUAAUGGAUGUUAAAUGCAUGCGUGGAGGGGAAGGUUGAAAACCCCUCCAGGAAUUUCAGGGGGUGGCUUUUGUGGCUGGAUAGAAAAAUGGUGAAACAAGGUCCUGCUCCCUCUGUCAAUCUAUGGGGCUAAUCCAAAGUUGGCUGAAGCCUGUAGGGAGUUCCCUUUGGCUUUGGCAAAAACUGGAUCACUCCCAUGGAGCUGAAUGCCGGGAGAGUUUUGCACUGAGUGCCUGCAGGCUCAGGCUCCCAACCAUUGCUGCUGAGCUUGUAUCAUGUAGUAUCCAUCCUUGCUGGGACAAGCCAGGGGACCAGGAGGCAGAUGUUACUUUCUGAUUUUCUCUUGGUGCUUGGUGGGUGUUUGUUUUUAAGGAUGAAAUGUUUUACCAUAAUUGGGUUAGAAUUUGGGGCUUGGGGUUGUCUUUUUUUUGAUUGGUUUGUAGUUUUUUAACGUUACUUGUGUGCACUGUGCAAUGUCUGUCUGGCUCCAGCAUCCACUGAGAAUUGGUCUGUUACUUCAGAAUUUUUUUUAACUCACAACCCCGGUGCUGGUGUGAAAAAAACACUACUAAAGACAGGCAUAAAACACUAAAAGACAGCACUUUAUAAAUCCCACCAAAGCUUUGUUCAGCUUCAGGCCACGCUAGUGACUUCACUGCAUGGGAAAUCCGUACAGUCACAUUCCUUGAAGUCCAACUUCAGCUGCCUGAACUUUAUAAUGUGUUUCUUUGAAUAUAAUUUAUUUUAGUAUGAGGGAUAGAAAGAAAUGUGUUGCUCCUAGCCCUUUGGGGUAAUGGCUCUGGCUUAGUAGCAUUAUCCUGCUAUAGAUUGGCAAAAAAUCCUAUGCAGCCAGGCAGGUGCUGUUUUAAAAAUAGCAUUUCUAGGGGAACACUGACUUCAGACUCUGCAUAGUUAAGAAAUUCUCUCAAGCACUUUAGCUCUCAUGUUUUCUGAUACUUGAAUGCUGCUGCAUUUUCCUUUUCAGCAGGUUUGCAUUUUUGUUAUUGGCAAUGUUUUGUUUUCAUUUAGUGAUGUUUUACAAACUCUAAAUUUAGUGUCCUUGAGGAGGGAUGCUCAAAAAAAUAAAAUACUACCUCUGCCACUCAA
Corvus hawaiiensis (hawaiian crow) is the source of this 4625-nucleotide messenger RNA. It is a transcript of the gene ABCB9, whose product is annotated as ATP binding cassette subfamily B member 9. The record is from RefSeq and is a predicted model, not a curated record. Gene Ontology annotation, cellular component: lysosomal membrane. The coding region runs from base 854 to 3226 and encodes 790 amino acids. Gene Ontology annotation, biological process: peptide transport; transmembrane transport. The transcript is spliced from 11 exons. Gene Ontology annotation, molecular function: ATP hydrolysis activity; ATP binding; ABC-type oligopeptide transporter activity. NCBI's taxonomy places the organism in Eukaryota, Metazoa, Chordata, Aves, Passeriformes, Corvidae.